Zootoca vivipara (common lizard) is the source of this 8217-nucleotide messenger RNA. NCBI's taxonomy places the organism in Eukaryota, Metazoa, Chordata, Lepidosauria, Squamata, Lacertidae. The record is from RefSeq and is a predicted model, not a curated record.
AUACUUAGCCAUACUCUGUAUUUGUUAUCAUAUAUCAGGCACGUCUAACAGGGAGAUCACUGGAUGUCUGUGGUAGAUCACUGCUAGAUCACUGGCACCCUAAAAAAAGCUCACCCAAAAUUUUCCUCCCUAAAAAAAGCUAAACAACUAUGACCUGAAGCCCUUAACAAAAAUGGGCCUCCCUCCCUCCUAAAAGAAGCUCAACAAGUUUGACCUAAACCCCCAAAAAACAGGGCUUCCCUUCCUUAAAAAAACUCAACAGCUUUGACCUGAACCCCCCAAAAGGGGGUAGAUCACUCCCAGUUUUUCACUCUGUGAGUAGAUCACAGUCUCUUGGGAGUUGGCCACCCCUGUCAUAUAUGAAGCUUCUCAAGUGGAGUCAAGUCAUUGGGCCCACCUAGCCAAGAUCUCAGGCAAAGGAAAAACCUUUCUUCAGCCCUGUCAAUAGAGAGUGUUUCAACUGGAGAUGCUGGGGGUUGAACCUGAGAUCUUUGUGCACAGCAUGUGCUGCGGUCCCUUGUCUUUUCCAGUGCUUGGACUCAGUUGCGGAAUAAGUGGGGGGAAAUAAAGAGUGUCUUUGGGCACGUCUUUUAGUACAAUAAUCAUAGCCUGCUCAUGUAUAACAAAGGUUGGGAAACUGUUUUCCACUCAAGGGCUGCUUUCCUUCAUGCGUAACCUUCUGAAUGGCCUGUCCUUCAAAAGGUGGCAACUUUGGCUAAAGACAACCAUGUGUAGAGCAAUGGGUAUAACUCACACAUUUGUACAGUAGGCUGUAUUCCAAUAGGGAGUCCAAUGGUCAAGAAGGUGGUUUCCUCAUGUGCUGUAGAGGGAGGUGAGGGGCGGCUGGGGUUUAUCAACCUGGGAAGGUAGCCAAUCUAAGAUAAGGAAAACUCUCAUCCCAAACCUCUGCUGCCUUGUGGGAUAUCUUUGGGAGAAGAGAAGGCUCAGGAGUAAACCCUACACCAGGCACCCCCAAACUUCGGCCCUCCAGGUGUUUUGGACUACAAUUCCCAUCUUUCCCUGACCGCUGGUCCUGUUAGCUAGGGAUCAUGGGAGUUGUAGGCCAAAACAUCUGGAGGGCCGCAGUUUGGGGGUGCCUGCCCUACACAAAUCCAGAGUGGAAUUCCUAAGACGGUUAGAGAUGGUGCUUCAUACGCCUAACUUCUGGAAACUCCUGCAUCCAAGUUAGUGCCAAAUGAUAUAUUGCUUUCCUUUCCUUUGGGAGCAUACCAGGGAGGCCAAGAGAGAAGCCUUGUCACCUGGGCAGCCCAGGAUCUCCACACAAACAACCCAGGCUUGCGCGCAGGGGAGGCCACUUAGGUGCUGCUAACACAGCAGUUUGACUUCACCACUGGAGGCACACUCCAUUGUCUCUGAAGACAGAAGACAGAUACUUUUUAAAGUGGAUAUGCCAGGGUUGAUGAUGAUUUACUCUAUAUACUCGAGUAUAAGCCUACUUUUUCAGCACCAAAAAUGUGCUGAAAAAGCCGUCCUUGGCUUAUACUCAAGUGAGGCGGGUGGUGGCGGAGAAAGGCACAGGACCGGGGGUUCAAAGAAGCGCUGCGCUGCGACUCUCCAAACCCCUGUCCUAUGCCUGCUCUGUGCGAGGUGGCAGGGAGGGAAAAGUGGCGAGGAAGGGAUCCUUCCUCACUGCUUCUCCCCCACCCCACCCCACCGCCAACAGCUGGGAAAGGCAUAGGACAGUAUUAAAUUUUAUUUUUGAAAUUUAUCAGUAGCUGCUGCCUUUCCCACCCUCGGCUUAUACUCGAGUCAAUGAGUUUUCCCAGCUUUUUUAGUUAAAAUUAUGUGCCUCAGCUUAUAUUCGGGUCGGCUUAUACACAAGUAUAAGAUGAAAAUAUCAAGGCAGUUCACAAACAAAAGCCAACAGCAAAAUAAUGAGAAGAAAGCAGCCACCAGUGAUUCAAAUACAUAGGACAGUAAAAACAACAACAUUACAACAUCCAUAACCUAAAUAUAUAAUAAGCAAACCCACUGAAACAGCACAAUAAUUGUGACGGUUAAAACCACCAUCAGAGUAGGAGACUCAAAUCGGGAGGCCAGGGAAAUGCUUGUCUAAACAGAUGCAUCUUCAGAAGCUGGCAGAAUGCCAAUGCGAAUGGGGCCUUCCAUAUUUGUUUGUUUUUUGCAACACCGGUGCCACCCAUGAAAAAGCCUGCCUCCGUUUUAUCACAAGCCAAUAAUCAUCGUAGCAAAACUAACCAGGUUCCAUCAAUGCCCUUUUCCAGAAGUUUUCAAACCAAAACCUGCGAAGCCAAGGCUCUUCCAUUGACUUCCAUUCCCUCCCUGAGCUGAACUACAGCUAAUAAAGAAAAACUAGCGCUGAGGACUCUUUUCAUACACAAGCAUGGCGAUUAGCUCUGCCGAACCAUGCCUGGGAGCCUUUGCAGGGAGACGGCUGACACUGCCCGGCAGGGAGGCACAAGCUAUCCUGUGCCAACGCUGCCCCUUUCCUGAACCCUUUCUCUCCCUGCCCCCACUCCGUGAGCUGGCACACAUUCCUUCCUUUCAUAUCUGACCUUGGCCACCCCUUCUUCUGCGAAGGCUUGAAUCCUUUUUUGCUUUGGAGAGGAGUCGGCAAGCGUGUGUGCCUGUGUGUGCAUCUCGUUGCAUAUGCAAUUUAUGGAGCCUAUAGGACACUGUCUCCUCCCACUUUCACACGUGUGAAUCUUUGUAUGCAUAUAACGUCCAAACUCUAUUAAUUGGCUGUGAUUGAGGGUAGGCACAGACGACGCAAGGGCAAAGUGAGAACCCUUCUUUGUAUGAGCAGGUUGUCCGUGCAUGAACUGAUCGAGUGAUGUGUCUGAGCUUAGUUCAUGUUUCAGUGCAUCAAUCCUUGUAUUACACCAUAGAGAAUUUUGUAGGCAUGUGCACCUGCGACUGCACAACAGUGUGAGGGCUGAAGUUCUAUGUGCUAAGGGUAAUUAACACACACAAAUGCCCCAAUCUGUGGGAGUGUGAGAGAGAUUUGCUAAUGUGCAAGGAGUGUAUACACUUUUAGCAGUUCACUUUCUGUUUCCCUGGUCCCAUGGUACACGUGAGGAUGUGCUAGUUGCAGGAGAAGAGUCUUUUUUGGGGUGCGACGUCGGUGUCGCACACAUAAGUGUUCACAGACCAGUGUGAAGGCGUGUGAUUGUGCAAGGGCCCUAGGAUCUAGCUGCGUGCACAAUUUGUGUGUGUGUGUGUGUCACAUCCCUCCACCGAUGGAGAAAUCCAAAGCUGACCUCGAAUCUGCAACAAACGCCGAAGACGGAUUCAAUCAAGAUCUGCUCACCGAGGAACUGGAGGCCCGCCCAGCCUGGGGGUCCAAAGUUCAGUAUAUCCUGGCCCAGGUUGGCUUUUCGGUUGGGCUUGGCAACGUCUGGCGAUUCCCCUACCUUUGCCAUAAAAAUGGGGGAGGUGCUUUCCUGCUGCUAUACCUGCUGCUUCUCUUCAUCAUUGGGAUCCCCUUGUUUUUCUUGGAGCUGGCGGCUGGACAGAUUAUCCGGCAGGGCAGCAUCGGGGUCUGGAAGUACAUCAGCCCCCGCCUGGUGGGCAUUGGCUUCGCCAGCUGCGUGGUUUGUUCCUUUGUUGCCCUGUAUUAUAAUGUCAUCAUUGCCUGGAGUCUUUUCUACCUGGCUAACUCCUUCCAGUUACCCCUGCCUUGGACUGAUUGCCCAGCAGCAACCAAUCAAACUGCCCCAGAAAUGGAGUGUGGCCACAGUUCUCCCACUGUCUACUUCUGGUACCGCGAGGCCUUGGAUGUGACCAACUCCCUUGACGAGAACGGAGGCCUUGACCCAGCUCUUAUCGGCUGCCUCUUUGCCGCUUGGGCUCUUGUGUGCCUGGCAAUGAUCAAAGGCAUCAAGUCCUCUGGCAAGGUUCUGUAUUUCAGCUCUCUUUUCCCCUACGUGGUCCUCUUAUGCUUCCUCGUAAGGGCGCUGAUGCUAGAAGGAGCGGUUGAUGGGAUCAGAAUCAUGUUCACGCCCAAUCUGUCCAUCUGGAGAGACAUGCAGGUCUGGCGCCAGGCAGCCACGCAGGUGUUCUUUGCCCUGGGACUGGGCUUUGGGACCAUCAUUGCCUACUCCAGCUAUAACCCACGCCACAACAACUGCCACAUCGACGGGCUGCUGGUGUCUGGGAUCAACUUCCUUACUUCAGUGCUGGCUACACUUGUGGUGUUUGCCGUGCUGGGCUUCCGUGCCAACAUGAUCACACAGGACUGUGUGGAGAGGAAUACAAAAACCCUGUCUUUUCUAGCAUCAAACGGCUCCCUCCCUGCUGCGCUGCCCCACCUUGGAAACUUCUCUGACCUCUCGGCUGCUGAGUACAGCGCUUGGUAUCAGGGUCUUCAGAACGACACAGCAGAGUGGCUGCAGAUGUGGAAUAUCAGUGACUGCCGCGCAGAGGAUGAGAUGAACAAGGAUGUGGAAGGCACAGGACUGGCUUUCAUCACCUUCACGGAGGCCAUGACCCUCUUUCCGACCGCCCCAUUCUGGUCGGUGCUGUUCUUUUUCAUGCUGCUGAACUUGGGGCUGAGCACCAUGCUGGGGAACAUGCAAGGGAUCAUCACUCCAUUGCUGGACAACUUCCACAGCCUCCAGCGCCGGCGGACCCUCUUCACAGUGUUGUGUUGUUUGGUUGGAUUCCUGCUGGGCCUGGUUUUCGUGCAACGGUCAGGCAGCUAUUUUGUGUCCAUGUUUGACGAUUACUCGGCUACCCUGCCCCUGCUUAUUGUUGUGGCUUUUGAAGCUUUUGCCGUGGCCUGGAUCUACGGAGCAGACAGGUUCUUAAGCGACAUAGAAGACAUGCUGGGCUGGCGGCCUUGGAGGAUCUACAGCUACAUGUGGCGCUUUGUCAGCCUGGGAGCGAUGCUGUGCCUGCUGCUAGCGAGUCUGGUGCACUUGGCUAUGAAGUGGCCCACCUACCAGGCCUGGAACAGAGAAAAGGCAGAGGAGCAGAUGCUGGAAUACCCUCCCUGGGCCCUGGGCCUCCUCGUAGGCCUCAUUGUUGUGGCUGCUCUCCCCAUCCCAGCAAUGUUUCUCCGGCAGCUUUUGAUGGAUUGGUUUGGCCAGCGUGGUGGCCGGUCUGGCAUGGUGAUGGCGCCUGUACCCACAGAGGAUGACGACAAGGUGGCAGAAGGAGAGAGCCCAGCUGAUACUGAGCACCAAGGGAACGGGUACUUGCUUGUCCAGGCAGGAGAUGGGCAAGACUGAUGGGAGGCACUUCCAGCUGGAAUGUAUCACCUGGAGGACAUCUGACCUGCUCCGGCCCCAGAUCCUCCUGACCAUUGGCUGUAUUUUCCAGCCUUUCCAGGCGACCAUGUUUGUUUAGACACCCACCCACGCGCCCAGUGUGCUAUUUAUGGCUUACAAGGCUGCUGCAACUUCGAUGGGGAAAGGGACAUGAGCAUGGAGACUUCCAUGCAGCAGGCCCCGGCGCCUCCUUCACACCUGCUGCAACCAAGGAGAUGAAAAAGAUGAAUGAAAGAGGACCUCAGAAGUGAUGUGGGGACAAUCCAAGAAAAGCUGCUGGGUUAUUGUUUUUAAAUAACUCCUUGUGGCUUUCACUGCUGCCACUGAGUCCCGUUUCCCUUCGCUAGAAUCGUGACGCCUUGUUGCAGUGCCUCCACUAAAAUGAAGGCACGGGAACAUUUGAGGGCUGAAGGUAAUUUGAUUUUGGAGGACCACGCAUGUUCCAGAGGCAGAAAGUGAGAACUCUUGGGAUUCCAGUAGUAAAGGAAAGCCUGAGAUCUGAUGAGGCAUUGACUCACUGUUACAGGAUCCACCCGCUCUCCUUCACACUGAUCCCAUGUCUCCCUCCCUCCCAUUGUUUUGUUGUUGUUUAGUCGUGUCCGACUCUUCGUGACCCCCAUGGACCAGCGCAUGCCAGGCACUCCUGUCUUCCACUGCCUCCCGCAGUUUGGUCAGACUCAUGUUGGUGGCUUCAAGAACACUGUCCAACCAUCUUAUCCUCUGUUGUCCCCUUCUCCUUGUGCCCUCCAUCUUUCCCAACAUCAGGGUCUUUUCCAAGGAUUCCUCUCUUCUCAUGAGGUGGCCAAAGUAUUGGAGCCUCAGCUUCACGAUCUGUCCUUCCAGGGAGCACUCAAGGCUGAUUUCCUUCAGAAUGGAUAGGUUUGAUCGUCUUGCAGUCCAUGGAACUCUCAAGCGUCUCCUCCAGCACCAUAAUUCAAAAGCACCAGUUCUUUGGCAAUCAACCUUCUUUAUGGUCCAGCUCUCACUUCCAUACAUCACUACUGGGAAAACCAUAGCUUUAACUAUACGGACCUUUGUCAGCAAGGUGAUGUGUCUGCUUUUUAAGAUGCUGUGUAGGUUUGUCAUUGCUUUUCUCCCAAGAAGCAGGCAUCUUCUAAUUUCAUGACUGCUGUAACCACCUGCAGUGAUCAUGGAACCCAUUGUUUUACCCACUGUCUAUUGUAAGCCUCUCGAGGGCAAGGACCUACAGUCACACCUUGGGUUACAGACGCUUCAGGUUUUGUAUUUUCGGGGUGUGCACCGCGCGAACCUGGAAGUACCCAAAAGGGUUACUUCUGGGUUUCGGUGCUCGUGCAUGCGCAGCACUAAAUUGCACUUUGCACAUGCGCAGAAGCGCCAAAUUGCAACCCACGUGUGCACAGACGCGGCGCUGCGGGUUGCGAACGUGCCUCCUGCACGGAUCAUGUUCGCAACCCGAGCGUCCACUAUUUAAUUUUCCUGAUGAAUCUUUGGGUGCCAUAUUGCUCAUUCUCAUCCGAAGAUGGUUCAAGCUCAGCAGCUACUGGCAUGAAAACAUCCUUCUCCCAGGGCCACUUUCUGUCAAGACCCUUGCAGCACUGUUAGGGUCAAGAUUGGGUUAGCUGACUGACGCAGAAGAAGGAAGCAACGGGACGGGGGCUGAAUAAUGGGAACCAGAGUUGGUGGUGAGGGGAUCACCCCUUUCCACCGCAACUUCAGUCACUUGGGAAGAGGGAGCGAGGGAACUUUCCUGCGGAACUGUGAGCUUGGAGCAUCCAAAGCUGGAGGUUAAGCCAGAGACAGUAACAGCCCCUAACAGGAAGGUGCAGUUUUGUCGCUCAGAACGAGACAGCACCUUCACCAAUAGGAGCAGAGCAACCCACCCUGAAAGAGUGCACAUUUGCAAUCCCAACCUCAAAGAGUGAACCAAGUGUUACGAGUGGGUACACUAUGCUGGGUCCUUAAAAACAUGGCAGGUGGAGCAUGGAAACUUUGUUGGGACAUCUUGGUUGCUUCCGUCCGGUUCUAAACUUCUCAUUCUGCUCAUGAACCUUGAGUUCUGCAUCUGCAGCUGAGCCUGUACAGUUAUUGGCCCGAGUAAAUAUCUCUUUCUUAGUUGCAAGAAAGAGCAUCUGCUUGUUGCAUGUUUUGGGGCAGGAGCCAGCAAAAUUCCUCAAUGGAAGUCAGUAUUUUCCACAACGUGGCUAUGGGUGAUGUUGAGAAAGAAUUUGGUUGAGCAUUUAGAGUGGUAUGAGAUGCAGAAACUAAAGAAAAACUCCACGGGGUCUAGGUUGUCUUAAAGUUACAGUGGUACCUUGGGUUACAAACGCUUCAGGUUACAAACUCCACUAACCCAGAAAUAAUACAUUUCUGGGUUCAGAAAUAGUGUAUCUGAAGAAGUGUGCAUGCACACGAAAGCUCAUACUAAUGACAAACUUGUUGUUGUUGUUGUUUAGUCGUUUAGUCGUGUCCGACUCUUCGUGACCCCAUGGACCAUUGCACGCCAGGCACUCCUGUCUUCCACUGCCUCCCGCAGUUUGGUCAAACUCAUGUUGGUAGCUUCGAGAACACUGUCCAACCAUCUUGUCCUCUGACGUCCCCUUCUCCUAGUGCCCUCAAUCUUUCCCAACAUCAGGGUCUUUUCCAAGGAUUCUUCUCUUCUCAUGAGGUGGCCAAAGUAUUGGAGCCUCAGCUUCACGAUCUGUCCUUCCAGGGAGCACUCAGGGCUGAUUUCCUUAAGAAUGGAUAGGUUUGAUCUUCUUGCAGUCCAUGGGACUCUCAAGAGUCUCCUCCAGCACCAUAAUUCAAAAGCAUCAAUUCUUCGGCGAUCAGCCUUCUUUAUGGUCCAGCUCUCACUUAGUUGGUCUCUAAGGUGCUACUGGAAGGAAUUUUUUUAUUUUGUUUCGACUACGUCAGACCAACACGGAACCAGAAAUACUACCUCAGGUUAAGAACUUUGUUUCAGGAUGAGAACAGAAAUUGUGUU